CAUUCACCAACUUCUACAGACAAUGGACUCUUUCGAUCUUAACCACCUUUAAGCAACUAAUUCCGCUUCAAUUCAAGACCACUACGACUCUCCUUGAUUUCGUUGCGACUGACGCGCAAUUCGCGCGCGAGACAACAAUGGCAGCUUCAAGGAAACACAACCAAGCAAGCUACAACAUAUUCACCGGCGAUUCAGAAUCUCCACCUCCAAAGUCGCGCGAACCAUUACGAGAAACCUUCCGAACGACCUUGCGCACAUCUCAAGUCGCCCCUCACACGAUUGUCCCUUCAGAUCCAGUGAACGAGGAUCUACGAGCGCAAAUCAACGCGCUUCGCUACGAGUUAGAGGCUGCAAAACAGGAUCGCGAGAGGGCUGAUCUAGAACAAGAACAGAGAACGAGGCAACUUGAGACCAAGGCGGAGGUGGAGCAGAACAAGGCGCAACAAGCAGAGAAGCUGAGCAACAAAGCCUCGGAAAAGUUUGAUAAUCUACAGCGAGAGUUUUCUGAGGCGCAAAGCCGAAGCGAGAACGAACGCCAGGAUCUGGAGAGGCGGCUGCGUGCAUCUCAAGACAAGGCACAGCAACUGCAGGAGGAUGUAGAUGAAGCGAACGAGCAGCUCUCGGCUGUACAACGGCAAUCAGGGCACAAAUUCAACACCCUUCAGACGGAACAUGAAGCCUUGAAAACGACAGUAUCCGAGUUGCGAGUGGAACUAGAUGUCAAGGUGAAUGCGCUCUCGACAGCACAAAAGAGACUCUCAGAAAAGGAGGCUGAGGCAGGAGAUCUUGAGGCCGAGGUUCUACGACUGAAAGCGAUGACAGGAGAUGCAGAGACAUUGACUGUUAUCAAGAGGGAGCUGUCGGACCAAGUGGCGCAUAUCAAAAAGCUAGAGUCUUUGACCCGAGAACAAAACGCCGAAUUGAAGACCUACAAGAGGCAACAUAAGGCGAUCGAGGUUGUGGAAGAGGAGAAGAGAUCCCUUGAAACCAAGGUGCGCAUGAUGGAUGACCUACGACAAGAGUUGGCUGAGGCACACUUGAGAAAGCAGGUAUUGGAGGAUGAGAAGAACUCAUGGACAUCUUACCUAGAGAACGAAGCCGAAUCUGGGGAUAACAUCCAAUUCGAAACACCAGAAGAUCUUGCACGGGCAUUCAUUCGAGAGCGACUGGAACGGGCCGAUCUCAUGAACAAACUUGGAGAAAUUAAGCCGGAACUUCUUGUUAAAGAGGCAAACAUUCAAACACUGGAAGACGAGAAAGCGGCACUGCAAUCCGAGAUCCAGCAACUCAAGUCUGCGACUUCGACUGCGCCUAAUGCUGGUGAAGCAAAAGCACGCGCAAGAUUAGAACGACAGAAAGCCCUAGCGACGAAGGAGGUCGAAUUCCUUAGGGCACAAGUCAAAGCAUUCGACGACGAGGAACGGGAGAUGCAGCCUGAUACGUACGAUGCGACGAAAGCAGCACGUGUGAAAGAGCUGGAAGAUCUCAUUGACUCGUACCGCGCAGAGAUUGAGAAUCUCCGGAAGGAGCUUGAUUCUGUAGAGCUACCUUCCGCAGUAGUUACAACAGGCCAGAAAAGACCACUGGAAUCUGACGAAGGCUCAGACGAACGAAUCGGCGAGUUACGUAGGAAGAAUCGACAACUUCAAGAAGAAUCUUCGACACUACAAAAGAAGAUCAAGCUCCUUGAAUCCGAUUCGAAGGCCCAAUUGAAACAGCUCAAGCAGCUCAAGGAGUCAUCACGCGUACGUGUGCUAGAACUCAAAUCCAAUCCGACAGCCGAUGCAGAGGCACUAAAACUUUCCACUGUCCGCCACCUUCGGGAAGCGAACUCACAGCUCCUCGACAGACUUGAUGGGAAAGACCUCCCGUCAGAUACAAUGGUUCCUCUGUCUCAGCUGGAGGCCACUCGCGACCAACUCGCGGAGCUUACUGCUACAGUUGCUUCUCAUGAGAAGCGCAUCAAGCGUCUCAAGCAGAUCUGGACUGCUAAGUCACUCGAGUUCCGCGAGGCAGUGGCCUCGAUAUUAGGAUGGAAAUUGGACUUCAUGCCCAACGGGCGAGUACGUGUUACGAGUAUGUUCUAUCCUGGCGAUGAAGAGACAGGAGAGAAUAGCAUCGUCUUUGAUGGAGAGAACGGUACAAUGAAAGUAAGCGGGGGAGAGCAGAGCGCCUUUGCGAAUGAGAUCCGCGAUCUCAUCACAUUCUGGGUGGAGGAGAGGAAAGAGAUUCCAUGUUUCCUUGCGGCAAUGACUUUGGAAUUCUGGGAACGAACAACAAGAGCCGCCCGGUAAAAAGAGUGGCCUUAUUUAUCAUGGCGCAGGUUUUGAACUAUAGAUACCGAUUCCCAUACGGAUCGUAUCUAGACUAUGACUAGGCGUUUCUUCCUCAUGAGGGUUUAACAUAUGUUUAUAAUUCAUGCCUGGCUUCCCAUUUCGGAGCCCUCAGACUCGGAUUCUUUCCCAAGAAAACCAAAUACUCAAAGGCGUUAUUGCUCUUUGAUGUCAGCCCAUGCUUUAGUGAAGACACCCUCGCUACCACUGUCCCUCCAUCCCCAAGCUACACAGUAGUGCCUGAGCAGAAGAUCGAGCUCCUCAAGCUCGUCUAACAUCUCUAAUGCCGCUACCCUUUC
Messenger RNA from Aaosphaeria arxii CBS 175.79, 2632 nucleotides. Its product is annotated as mitotic spindle assembly checkpoint protein-like protein MAD1. The transcript has a single exon. Gene Ontology annotation, biological process: mitotic spindle assembly checkpoint signaling; attachment of mitotic spindle microtubules to kinetochore. The record is from RefSeq and is a predicted model, not a curated record. Bases 138 to 2294 code for a protein of 718 amino acids. Gene Ontology annotation, cellular component: mitotic spindle; kinetochore; nuclear envelope. NCBI's taxonomy places the organism in Eukaryota, Fungi, Ascomycota, Dothideomycetes, Pleosporales.